UCCUUUUUUCUCCUUCGUAGCAGAACCAUCACGUUUGGUUGAUGAGCAAAAAGUUGAUGUCAACCUGAAAGAAGCCCGAGAAACUCCUCCCGUCUCGAAAUUAUGAGUGACCAACAGGAUGAAAUGGCCGCGAUGGUGGAAAGCGGCGGAGGCUUCCUUCAAAAGCGAAACACAAAUACCGGACAAGACUCCCAGCAGCCCUCUCCUUUAGCUCUGUUGGCAGCGACCUGUAGUAGAAUCGACACCCCGGGCGAGAGUGACUCUGGCUCCGAACAACAGUUAGACCUAAGCCAAGCCCAGCUGACCCAGACAGCCAAUGGGAGCUGGCAGAUCAUCCCGGUUAGUCUCGGUAGCUCCAGUGGUUCCAACACCAUCACCACCGACUCUACUGGCAUGGUCAUGACCGUGGGCGACUCGGGGAAGAACAGGGGGCAGCAGGUGUUGACGUCGGUCUCCAGUGGACACCAGGGACAGCAGCAGUAUGUGCUGUCCUCAGCUCCUUCUCUACAGGGCCAGCAGGUCCUCACCAUGUCUGGGGGCCAGGUUGUGUCCAUGCCUAACAUCCAUUACCAGGUGAUCCCUCAGUUCCAGACGGUAGAUGGCCAGCAUCUACAGUUUGCCCAGGCAGGGGUACAGCAGGACCCUAAUGCAGCUGGGGCCGGACAGUUCCAGCUCGUCUCCUCGCCUAACGGGGGUCAGCAGUUGGUUAGAGCAGGGAGUGGAGGAAAUAUCCUAACCAUGCCCGCCGGGCUCCUACAGCAAGCCAUCCCCCUACAGAACCUAGGUCUGGGUAACAGCGUCCUGCAGAAUAACCAGGGUCAGUUCCAGUUGGCUAAUAUGCCUGGGCUCCUAAAUGGUAAUAUCACCCUCCUUCCGGUCAGUGCAGCUAGUGGGUCUGAAGGGGACGGAGGCUCUAACCAGCAGCUGAUGCAGCAGGUAGUGUCAACCUCUGGCACGUACUACACUAACUCAACCACCACCACCACUCAGACAGGCACCUCGUAUGGAGGCAUGACACAGCAGACUCAGAGCACCAACGGCUUCCAGAACUCUGGUGGCGGGAUCCCCAUCCAGCCAGAUAACAGAGAUCAGCCGCAGCAGAUCCUCAUUCAACCCCAGCAGCUCAUCCAAGGAGGGACCUCCCUGCAGACAAUCUCAGCUGGGGGACAGGUGUUCGCGACCCCAACGCUUACCCAGGAUGCCCUGCAGAACCUGCAAAUUCAGACCAUCCCCAACACCUCUCCCAUCCUGCUGAGGACCGUCGGGCUCAACGGACAGGUGAGCUGGCAGACCCUCCAGCUGCAGAGCCCAGCGGGGACCCAGAUCACCCUGGCCCCCAUGCAGGGUCUCUCUCAGCUGGGCCCGGCCCAGGGAGGUACCAUGCAACUCCCUGGCCUCCACACCAUCAACCUCAACACACUGCAGAACUCUGGUUUACAGAUGCACCAGCUACAAGGAGUUCCCAUCACCAUCUCUAACACAGCUGGAGACCAGGGUUUGCAGACAGGGGGGGACAGUCUGGAUGACGGCACGGUCAUGGAGGAGGGAGACACAUCCCCUCAGCCUCAGAACCGCCGGACACGCAGGGAAGCUUGCACCUGUCCCUUCUGUAAGGACGGAGAGGCACGAGAUCCCAAUAAGAAGAAGCAGCAUAUCUGUCACAUGCCAGGUUGUGGGAAGGUGUACGGUAAGACAUCUCACCUGAGAGCUCACCUUCGCUGGCACACUGGAGAACGACCCUUUGUCUGCGGCUGGUCCUUCUGUGGGAAGAAAUUCACUCGCUCAGACGAACUGCAACGCCACAAGAGGACACACACAGGUGAGAAGAAGUUCACGUGUACGGAGUGUCCAAAGCGCUUCAUGCGCAGCGACCACCUCUCCAAACACCUCAAGACCCACCUCAACAAGAAAGGAACCACCGGUGGCGUUGUGACCUCCGAUAACUCCGCCCCUCAGUCGGGUGGAGGCGGAGCCACAGAUGGCGGGGCCGGGGUCAAUGACCAGCACGCCCUCAUCGCCAUGGAGACACUGUCACCCGAGGGCAUCGCCCGAUUGGCCAGCAGCGGCAUCAACGUGAUGCAGGUGGCUGACCUGCACUCCAUCAACACGUUUGGCACGUUUCAUGUCCCUGAAUACAGCCCAGACCCAGGAGCAUUAAUCAGCAGGGGAUGGAGGACACACUCUGGCACCCGAUCACCUACAUAGGGUCCUGGUCAAAAGUAGUGCACUAAAUAGGGAAAUGGGUGCCAUUUUUUGGACACAAAUCUAAAAUCGUCAUGAAAUAUCUCCUUGUUUUUUGCCUUUUUAUAUGAUUAUUAUAUAGGUACACAUUCAAGCCAUCAUGCUUUGAUACAUUUAUCAUAGCAAAAAAAGAAAAGAAUUUGGGAUAAGUUUUGUAUGUACAUAUGUUUUUUUUUCUUUUUUUCUUGUGUAAAGCUACGGAAAUUCUUAGCAUAGGAAGGAUCAACUGAACUUUAUAUGGUUGCAAGAGAUUGCCUUUCUGUUGUGAGUCUCUCAUACACAAUCAAUCUUAAACUUCUAUUAUUAUAAACUUUUAUAUAAAUGUAGAUUUUGUUUAAAAUAUUUCAGAAGUGUUCUGUCUAUAGAAUGAACUAUGUAUGUAUUCAAUACGGUCCAGUCCCAGUACAUAUUAUUUACUUUUCUGGUAAUAUUUGUCAAUUUGCGUCAUACUCAAGUACUUUCUCUGAUGCAUUUGGAUAUCAAAUUCUUCUUUUGACUAUUUUAACCAUUUAAAGUCUUAUUUCCAAAUAAUGCAAAAAAAUAAAUUUCAGCUAAAACCAAAAAUCCAUAUUCUGUUUAAGAGAACUGGAAUGGAAUGUUUCAUCCUCAGUUCUAGACAGUCUGUCAAUAUAACCGGACUCUGGUCGUAUUACAGCUUGGGUUUCUGUAUUAGGGUUGCAAAAUACCAGUAACAUUCCCAGGUUUUAAAGAAAUCUUGGUUGGGAUUUCCUGUUUACGCAAUCCUUUUUCCAGGAAUUUAACUUUUCCGGCAUUUUCCAACCCUACUUCCGUAACAGCACUGGCCUGCAUGUUUUGGAAGAAAGAUGUACGAUUUAUUUCAUAAGAACAGCAUCAUAGGUUGUCUCAAACAGAAAGCCCGGGUCUAACAAACUUGAUCAAAUGUUACGAUGGACCUCGUCACUAUUUAAUCCAGUCAGUCACAUGUUGUAUUGCAGAAGACUGACUAGCUGGGGUUCUAAAUGCAUCUAAUGGCACCCUAUUCCCUAUAGUACUAUGGGCCCUGGUCAAUAGUAGUGCACUAAAGGGAAUAGGGUGCCAUUGUGGAUACACUUUUGAAGGGUGUUAAGUACUUGAUGUCCACUUCGAGCUUGAUCAACUACAAGUUGUGGGAAAUGUAUUGUUUCAGUAUUUGAUUUAUACUCCUAUCCUUCCUCGCAAUUUACUUUAUUUUCAGACAAGUGCCCUUAACAUGUUUUUAUUUCAUUAAAAAAGGGAGUUUUUUUUGUUUUUUUGAAUGUUAUUACUACAAAUGCCAACAGCUGGAUUAAAAAUUAUGAAUACAAAA
Messenger RNA from Salvelinus fontinalis (brook trout), 3547 nucleotides. It is a transcript of the gene sp1, whose product is annotated as sp1 transcription factor. The record is from RefSeq and is a predicted model, not a curated record. The transcript is spliced from 8 exons. Gene Ontology annotation, molecular function: RNA polymerase II cis-regulatory region sequence-specific DNA binding; DNA-binding transcription factor activity, RNA polymerase II-specific. The coding region runs from base 103 to 2205 and encodes 700 amino acids. Gene Ontology annotation, biological process: regulation of transcription by RNA polymerase II. NCBI's taxonomy places the organism in Eukaryota, Metazoa, Chordata, Actinopteri, Salmoniformes, Salmonidae.